Molecule: messenger RNA, 4603 nt
Organism: Planococcus citri (citrus mealybug)
Lineage: Eukaryota; Metazoa; Arthropoda; Insecta; Hemiptera; Pseudococcidae
Exons: 2
Coding region: 3464-4291 (275 amino acids)
Source: RefSeq, a predicted model, not a curated record
UGGAAAUGGUAGAGUUUUCGCUCCGGGGGUUAAUUCUUGAAGAAAUACAGCGAUUCGCACAAAUUUCAAAAAUUUCCUCACAAACGGUCACCUUUUGAUUUUUUGGAUUUUUUUAAUUUUGAAAAAAGCUGGUCAAAAAACGACUCUUGAGGUGUCACUCGGGUCAUUGCAUGUCAACUCAACCAAAAAAAGGCGAUUUUGAAAGUCAUGUCUUUCGAUUUCGCUCAAAUUUUUUUUUACAGUAUACACCCAUCCAGUAAGUAAGAACCCCGCAAUUAGUUUGGUCCCAGCCCCAUCAGGGGGCGGGUGGGGGGCUUCCAUUAUUUUCACAUUGUCUCGAGGUACUCACCUUCGGCAGCCCAUUUCUCCAAAACUACGAUACUUUGAUCAAAACUGAUUUCACAGUUCGAAAGGGCAUUGCAUUUAGAACUUUUUAAGCACUUUUAAAUUUUCAAAAGUUGAAAGUUGUACUUUCAAAUUGAAAGUUGUACUUUCAAAUUGAAAGUUGUACUUUCAAAUUGAAAGUUCAAAUUUCAAAAUGGCGCUGUAAGUGGGAGCUACCAUUUAAAAUUUUGAAAAAAUUUCCAUAGAUGUACCUUUUUAUGCUUUUUCGAAAUAUUCAAGUUUCGAGAUGGAAUCUCUUGGUGGAGGGUGGACACCCCCACCCCGAUUUUGGGCGAAACUUUCGAAAGAAAAUCUGGGGCAUGUGAUAUGUCAAAUUCUAUGUUUUUGACGACGCUGAACACGAAAAUGACGUCAGAUUUUUGAUAGGACCCCAUCCAUGGCCCCCAGCUCCUCCCCAAAGGGGGUAAAAAUUCAAAAAAGUGUUUUGUACGUGCGACACAUGGAAUUGUAUGUUUUUGGUGACGCUGAACACGAAUAUGACGUCAGAUUUUUGAUUGGACCCUCCCACGGCCCACAGCACCUCCCUAAGGGGGGGUAAUCCUCCCAAAAAAGGAUUACAUUCAUGUGACACAUGAAAUAGUAUGUUUUCGAUAUCGCUGAACAUGAAUAUAGCCAUAGUUUUUUAAAUCGACCUCACCCAUGUCCCCCAGAACCUCCCCUAAUAGGUAAAAGUCCAAAAAAAUUGUUGGAGUUCAAAAUUCUGGAGAAAUUGAAAAAUCGCGCUGAAGAAUUCAGAAUGGCGGGAAAUUGUGAAAUUUGGAUUUGGGGGGUUCGUUUUGGACAAAAUACAGCGAUUCGUGUGAAUUUCAAAAAUUUCCACACAAACGGGAAACUUUUGAUUUUUUGGAUUUUUUAAUUUUGAAAAAGGCUGGUCAAAAAGCCACUUUUGAGGAGGCACUCUCAAAAUCGGCUCAAAUGUUGAUAAACUCGUUAAACAGAUCGAGUGUAACAUAUGUACCUACAACUCGAUUUUUAGCUGCCCAACUUCAUAUUCACGCCUUCUGGAGCAAAUUCAAAAUUCUGGAGAAAUUGAAAAAUCGUGCUGGAGGCCCCAGAAUGGCUGGAAAUGGUAAAAUUUUGAUUUGGGUAAUUAAUAUUAGUUUUGGGACUUAUUUUGACCAUUUUUACUGAUCAAGUUAGUACUUUUUUUAAAAAAAGUAGAAAUCGCCAAAAACAGUCAAUUUUGAAUUUUUAAAAAUUCGCCUAACCCUGGUAAGUUGGAGCGAAAAUGAAGAUGAAAUUAGGACUGGGUCUAUACCAUUAAAUUUCAAGAUUCUUGCAAAAUCGGUCAUACAUAUAUUUUUCUAAUUUUCUACAAAAAAAAGAUUUUGUAAAAUGUUUGUAAGUGUCAUGUUGAUAUAGUCGGAAAUGGAAAGAUUACUUAAGGGAGAGAAGGAAAUGUUUGAUUUCGUACUCAGUGAGGUUUGGAAUUAUUCCUUACGUGGGGAAUAAUUGCCUGUUGCCAGCUAGCUCAGAAGGCUGUAACCUAUCAUUUCAACCAUACACAUUCAAUGUUCAUAGUCUUCAAUAAAAACGCUGUUUUACUUAAACUAUGUAUUUACACUAUUUACAAAUCGUCAUAAACAUACAUCGUGUGCAAUUAUGUUUUCACAUAGCAUUUGACUGAAUGAUAUUUGGAGACGUAAAUGACUUAACUCUACCUAUAGAGAGAAAGCCUGCUACGAGUUAUCUGAUUUUUACGAGAAUCAUAACUUCGCCCAUGCCACUCGCAGGUGGAAUAGGACAUGUGAAAAAUAUACCUAUAAGGCUCCUAAUAAUAUAAUGAGGUAUUCAUCUAAUUAAGGUCGUUGCACUAGACAAUUUAGUCAGACGUACAACGACACAAAAAACUUAUAAUUAAAUAGUAUACACAUAUUACUACUUACAGAACACUAUACGCUUUUUCCAUCUCUAUCGGUGGCCUUACCCAAUAAUAAAGGCGUCGAUGGAACUUAACUAAACGAGACCGCACGUAUCACUUUGCAUAAUCCGAAUAUGUCGCGAACAUAACGAACUACCAAAAAAGACACUAUUUCCGAUCACGAUAAGAUCGAUUAAAUAUAAUAAAACGAAUUAGAUUACCUCGCUAGAAGAGGGUACAAACAACCAUAGCUUGAUUGACAAUCUCCCCUUUGGGGAGACAUUAACGAUCUAUUAUAUUAACAGGCGACAAGGAAUCAACUAACGCGUAUUGCCGAAACCAAGUAUGAUAAUGAUAAACGAUCGAUAAGAUGCAACUUUUACAUUGCUGCGAAUUAGAUACAUCUUUAGAGAUGCACGCGAAAAGCACGACAUUGCACUAUUCCUAAAGAAAUACAUACUACAUGACUGUGAAGAAAAUACAACUGAGGAUUUCUAUGAAGAAAUCAUUAAUAUAAGGAGUAUGUGGCAGCGAGAUCCAUCCCCUAAAGGGUGGUGGUAUGUGCGUAAUUUGCUAUGUACAAGUACAAAGCUCAUAAAUAAUUAUUUUAAACCCUAUCUUCGAUCAUAAAUGUCAUCACGACGCGAGCCGCGAGAUCAUUAAUUAAUUGACCUGUCACAGGGGGUGGAAUGCCGCCACAUACGUUGCUAACUAAAGACAUCAUAAAUCUGUCAUUCUAUCGUCCUUGUCGCGAACUCCUUGAUAUAGGGGGUUCGGACAACGACCUGACGUCAUGUACGUAAAGUACAGAAGAAUGCAAGAUUUCUAUUUUUCUAAAUAAUUUACACACGUUCCCAAUAUUUUCAAUAUAAGGGGUCAGUAAAAUAUGCACUACCUUCGGCAGUGGGGCCAAUCUGCCCUAUGUCAAUGUCUCAUGUCAUAGUUUUCGAGUUAUAAAAAAUGUUUUCUAACAAUUCUGGGGAAAAAACUGAGAAUUUUAGAUGAUCUUUCUCCCCGAAUAUUUCGCAUUAAAUAUGCCAAAUUAUUUAAAGAUAUUAUAUUAUAAUUUUUGAAACUGGGGAAAUAUUUUGGAACCCGCAAUGGUGCCAGUUUUUUUGGUCAUUAUUGCUAGGUAGGUACCUAGGUACUUAAUCAUUUCAAUAAAUCGGGAAAAUACCGAGAUUACAAUCUUGGAAAAUGCUAAUCUCGAUGUUCUGUUUUGUUCAGAAACACUACGCGUAUAAUUUUGUCGGAACCGAUGAUAUGCCAACCAAAGUUUGGGAAGUAACUUCUACAUUGUCAUUAAACUACACCCUAAUUCUCAAAAACAAGGAUUCUUUCAUGGGCAUGAUAAGAGCUGACCACUAUAUUCGAUUAUACAGUAGACUGACUGAUCAACCUCUAACUUUGUACUCUGGUGUGCAUCGAACGAAAGAACUACUCAACAACGACGAUAAAACACAUUUAUUAAAAAUAGUCUACAAAUUAUUUACUCCUCUUACGCCAGUAGACUUAUCUUGGAGGGUGAUUACCACAAUCGACGAAAAACAAGCCAUCGUCCUAGUGACCCAACAUUCGUUCAAGAAAUGUAGCAAAUUCUAUGUAUGCGAUAAAAAUUCGAUCACUAUGGUGAAAGAAUACGAAAUGGGAGGCUGUACAUACACCUGUUCGUUGAGUUGGUCGACGAUUGAAUUGUUGGGAUUACCUCAAAAGACAUCUAAGGAUGAAUUGGAUCUUACCAUUAACAUCACCAAAUCAACGCAGGUAUCAGAAUUCACGUUGGAAGAUGGCAAGGAGUCAUCAGAAUCAGAUGGAAAAUUGACCACUCGUGUGACUACUUUGAUCGAUUUCAUGAAAGCUGAAAAUGUUCAAGAUGCAAUAAGGGAUGCUAUUGCUAAGGCUCAUGUAGCGAAAAAUGUGCAAAAUGAAGGUGCACCAGUUGGUCAAGUUUCUAGUGACAGAUUAUUGGAGCAAGGAAUGGGGCAGGGGAAAUUGAAGGGUAAAUAUUUGUUACAGAAUAGUUGAGUGGUUUCUGAAAUUUUUUUGUCAACCAAAUUCUUACUUUUUAAAUAGGUUAAUCGAUAUUGUUGAAAUUUCAUUAUUAUGCUCAUUUUAUUUUAUUUUCAUGACGUAUAUCCACAAAAAAAAAAGAUUUUCAAUCAUUUGGUAUCAAUCAUUUGGUCUCAAAUGUUUUAUGCAGCAGAAAAACCCACACCAGUGGUUUGUCUCCAGCCUCCUCAAGAGAAAGGGAUGAAAAGAUUAUUGUUAACUCCCGAUCACAUACUGGGUACCUGCAGGGUAUCUGCCUAUCUAUUAACUAAUCACUCUAAAUAUUUC